Rhinichthys klamathensis goyatoka is the source of this 3651-nucleotide messenger RNA. It is a transcript of the gene adam22, whose product is annotated as ADAM metallopeptidase domain 22. Gene Ontology annotation, biological process: proteolysis. Lineage: Eukaryota; Metazoa; Chordata; Actinopteri; Cypriniformes; Leuciscidae. Gene Ontology annotation, cellular component: postsynaptic density membrane. Gene Ontology annotation, molecular function: metalloendopeptidase activity. The coding region runs from base 351 to 3323 and encodes 990 amino acids. The record is from RefSeq and is a predicted model, not a curated record. The transcript has 32 exons.
GACAGCAGGUGGAGCGCGCACUACACUACCCGUCAUCCCGCGUGCAGAUCGCUCAUGCAUAUUUAUGAGUCGUUUCUGCAGUGAGGCGGCUGGACAUUAUUGAUGUCUUGCUGAGGAGGUGGUAGUUUCUGCUCGGUGGAGAAAAAAAGGGCCUGAUUUUAGUUUUCCAGAACGCACCCGCCUUCGACCAGUCAUCCGCCCGCUGCUCGCGCAACCAGCGUCUCGAUGCAGUAGCUGCGCGCGCGUCACUAAUGGCAACCAGCGCGCGAGAGGAUGUGUGUGCCUUCUUGAGGGAAACAGAAAACCGAGUAUAACUUUGGAUUUAACUCUUAUAUCGAAUAAUUUGGGAUAUGAUUAGCCGCGAUUUUCUGAACCGAAUGGAUGCGGGAAUGAUGCCUCUCCGUGUCGGGAAUUUCUUUCUGUGUCUCUUUGUAGCGUUGAUGAGCUCUGUGGUUCAUACCAGCAUCUCACUGCCCCAUUACGGAGACGCCUUGGUAAAGACAAGGGCUCGGCGUGAUGACGCCAGGUUCCUCGGGAAGGAGAGCACGGUACCGGUUCGGUUGAUGUACCGAAUAGACGAAGACACUCAGACGCCUCAUGAUGUUCUGAACACACGAGUCCGAAUGAACUCUGACAGUAAACAGAACCACGUGGCUCAGGCUAGCUUCCAGGUUGAGGCCUUCGGACAGACCUUUGUUUUAGACGUGGAACUAAACCAUGAUCUUCUAUCAUCAAAUUACAUUGAGAGGCACAUAUCAGAGGAGGGGAAGUCAGUUGUCAACAAAGGUGGAGAACACUGUUACUACCAUGGGAAAGUACGUGAUAUUCUGAAAUCAUAUGUGGCGCUUUCAACUUGCCAUGGAUUACAUGGGAUGUUUUUUGAUGGGAAUCACACAUACAUGAUCGAACCGGGAGGAGAGAAUACUACGAGUGAGGAGAUUCGUGUGCACAUGAUUUAUCAGUCUCAUAGUUUGGACGGCCCAGAGGACUUCAUUUCUGCAGUUCAUCUGGCAGAGUCACCAUUCCAGAACCCUCCACUGUUCAGUGCCGCCCACAGGAGGAAAAAGAGACAGGUAUCGCGAAAUCCACGGAGUGUUGCAGAUGAGACCAAAUAUGUAGAGCUGAUGGUCAUAAAUGAUCAUUUAAUGUACAAGAAGCAUCGCCUUUCCGUUGGACAAACAAACAACUAUGCCAAGUCUGUUGUAAAUAUGGCUGAUCUGUAUUUCAAAGAGCAACUCAACACUAGAAUUGUCUUGGUUGCAAUGGAAACGUGGGCGGCAGACAACAGGUUUAACAUCAACGAUGACCCCAUGGUGACAUUACGAGAGUUUAUGAAGUACCGAAGAGACUUUAUUAAAGAAAAGUGUGACUCCGUUCACCUUUUCUCGGGCAACCGUUUCCAUAGUAAUUGGGGAGGAGCUUCAUACAUGGGCGGAGUCUGCUCGCUCACUAAAGGAGGCGGAGUCAAUGAGUAUGGAAAGGAAAUGGCCAUAACUCUCGCUCAGUCACUGGGACAAAAUAUCGGCAUCUUUUCUGAUAAGAAACGCAUUUUAAACGGGGAGUGCAAGUGUGAAGAUAAAUGGUCUGGCUGCAUAAUGGAUGAUGUUGGCUUCUACUUACCCGAGAGAUUUUCUGACUGUAACGUGGAAGAGUUUCAUGAUUUUCUGAACAGUGGAGGUGGUGCGUGUCUCUUCAACAAACCUUCAAAGCUCUUGGAUCCUCCAGAGUGUGGAAAUGGUUUUGUGGAGGCAGGAGAGGAGUGUGACUGUGGAAGCCCAGCCGAGUGUGCUAGAGAAGGGGAAAACUGCUGCAAGAAAUGUAUGUUGACACAAGGAGCCAAAUGCAGUGAUGGCCUCUGUUGUAAAAACUGCCAGCUGGAGUUUAUGGGUGUACUUUGUCGUGAGGCUGUCAAUGAUUGUGACAUACCGGAAAUGUGCUCUGGGAACUCCAGCCAGUGUCCUCCAAACCUGCACAAGAUGGAUGGGUACACAUGUGAGAAAGACCAAGGAAGAUGUUUCAAUGGCAGAUGCAAAACCAAGGACAGGCAGUGCAAGUACCUCUGGGGAGAGAAAGCAACAUCGGCUGAUAAGUUUUGCUAUGAGAAGCUCAACAUUGAGGGCACAGAGAAGGGCAACUGUGGACGUGACAAAGACACCUGGAUUCAGUGUAAAAAACAGGAUGUAAACUGUGGAUACCUGCUCUGCUCCAACAUUUCUCCAGCACCCAGACUAGGAGAGUUACAGGGAGGUUUGACUUCUUUCUCUGUGGCCCAGCACAGCGCCUCACUGGACUGCAGUGGAGGGCAUGUGCUGAUUGACGGCGACACUGAUCUGGGAUACGUAGAGGACGGAACUGCAUGUGGGACGGAUCGCAUCUGCUUUAACCACAAAUGCCUCCCAGUGCAGGAGUUCAACUUCAGCACGUGCCCUGGCACCAAUGAAAGGGUGAUCUGCUCCGGACAUGGGGUGUGCAGUAAUGAGCUCAGGUGUGUGUGUGACCUGGGCUGGGCAGGUGAGGACUGUAACUCCACCUCUCCUUUGAGUUACCUGCUGGUGCGCCCCACAGCCAAAACAUCAGGAAUCGUAACUACUAACAUCAUCAUCGGGGCCAUUGCUGGCUCCAUCCUGGUCCUUGCACUGAUUCUAGGCAUUUCUGCGUGGGGAUAUAAGAGCUACAGGCAGCGUCAGUAUGUUGAAUCUGAUGUACAUCGAAGAUUCUGUCGUCAAAUGCCUCCGGGUGAUUACGUGAAGAAGCCAGGAGACGCGGAUUCUCUCUACAGUGACAUGCCGCAGGGCGUUAGCUCGAACUCUGGAAGCAGCUCCAAGAAGAGGUCUGCUUACCUGUCUCACUUCCAGAUCAACACCUGCUCUUUCACCCCCUCUAUCCCCUCCAUCAGCCAAAACAUCUCUCUGUUCGGCUUCAGAUCUAACGGUCUGUCUCACUCUUGGAGUGAAAGAAUCCCAGAUGCCAAGCACAUCUCUGACGUCUGUGAAAACGGACGACCCAGGAGCAACUCAUGGCAAGGAAACAUCACAGGUACCCGUAAGAAGCUCAGGGGGAAGAAGUUCCGUCCUCGCUCCAACUCCACAGAGUAUUUAACCCCUUGCGUCAAAUCAGAGUAUUAUGUUACUAAAUGGGUAGAAGAUGUGAAUAAAAACACUGAAGGACCUUUUAUUAGGACUCUGUCACCGGCCAAAUCGCCCACCUCUUCAACGGGCUCCAUCGCCUCCAGCCGGAGAUACCCCUACCCCAUGCCUCCCCUUCCAGAUGAAGAGAGGAAGGCCAACAGACAGAGUGCCAGGCUGUGGGAAACGUCAAUAUAAAAGAACUCCUCGAAACUGGUCUGCAAAACUCCGUAAGGAUUUUCCUCUGCUUUUGUAUGAAUGAGAAAAUGAAACCAGUCAGAAAAUAAGGAAUUCAAAAGGAGAAACAAGGGACUAGUGAAUGGAAGAAUUGGGCGUGGUCUCCUCCGAUGUCUGUUCAGUAUUUGUGGCAUGGAGCCGUCUUACCCUGGAUGUUGAGGAGUGCGGCAUCAGGAUCAUAUUCCUGCUGUCAUUCGCAAACAGGACUCAGGAACAUGAUUUCAUCACGAUACAAACCCAGAAUGGCAAACAACAGAGACAACAGCAGCCACUCGUGCCCUCAUUAAAC